This is a messenger RNA of Elaeis guineensis (African oil palm), 1108 nucleotides long. NCBI's taxonomy places the organism in Eukaryota, Viridiplantae, Streptophyta, Magnoliopsida, Arecales, Arecaceae. The record is from RefSeq and is a predicted model, not a curated record.
AGAAUCCAAAGUCUAGCUUGCAAAGAGUAGACCACCAUCCUUCUCCUUUUCCUCUCCUUCUCCUUCUCCACGGGGCAUGCAUUCCCACGGUACCAAGGUCAAGGGAACUAGAAGCCUUUUUUUAACCGUUGAAGUGACGUUACAUAGAUCACAGUGAGAGCAAAAUUUUUUCACAUACAAAAGUACAAAUAGAGGUUAUAUAUAUUUUUCGCCCAUAAAGCUCGUGGACGUGACCGUUAACCGGUAAAAUCUCAAGGACCUGGAAGUAAACGCGGCCCAGAUUAAUAUCAAACCCCACCUCGGCACCCCCACGAGCGGAACUUUGUCUAAUCCCCACCAACUCCACCUUUCCCCUGCUCCCAUUCCCCGAGAUGGCGGCGAAGGCGGAAGAAAUCCCGCCACCCCCCGCCGCCGUGGCAGGCGGCGCCUCCUCCCAGGAGCCCCCUCUAGAGGAAGCGGAGAAUAGAGAAGGAGCUCGGCUGGCGAAGCGACGGCGGACUUUCCCGGCGACUCUGGAGACGCUAUCUUCUCCAGCCGCGGUGGGCGAGGAAUUAGGGGAAUCGGGGCGAAAGGGGUUCUCCUUCUCCUUCGACGCGAGGAGCGUGGCGCCGAUCGAGACGACCCCCAAGUUCGGAUCUUUCAACUGCUCGGCUUUGGAUCUGGGGGCGGAGGAGUCUGCUCUGAUCGAGAAGAAGGAAAUAGAGGAGGACCAGAAGGGAGAGCGGAAGAGACGGAGAACGUCCCCGCCGGCGCUGGAGACACGGUCUUCCCCGGCGGGGCCGGAGGCGGAGGAGGAGAACGUCGGGGAAUCAGGCGGGUCGGCGGGAGGAGGGUUCUCGUUCUCCUUCGAGGGCAGGAGCGUGGGAACGGUCGAGGCGGCCCCCAAGUUCGGGUCUUUGCGGUGCGCAGCGGCGGAUCUGGGGUCGGGAAAGGCGGAGGCGGGGGAGGGUGGGGCGGAAGGCAGCGGCGAGGGCAAAAUCGGAAUUUGAGAUUUUUCUUAUUUCAGGCUUCUUGGCCACUUUUAUGUGUUUCCUCUUUUGUAAUUUCUGGUGAGUGUAAGCCUAUGUAAGAAAAUAAGAGUGAUUCAUGAUGACCGCUUGUGGAUCAA